CUCCCUGGCCGCCCUGCAUCAGCGGCUAGACUGCGCAUGCGCGUCAGUGGCGCUAGCUGCGGACCCGGCAGGCAGUUCCUUCCUCAGAAGGAGAGAUUCCUCUGCCAUGGAGUCCUACGAUGUGAUCGCCAACCAGCCUGUUGUGAUCGACAACGGAUCCGGUGUGAUUAAAGCUGGUUUUGCUGGUGAUCAGAUCCCCAAAUACUGCUUUCCAAACUAUGUGGGCAGACCCAAGCAUGUUCGUGUCAUGGCAGGAGCCCUCGAAGGAGACAUCUUCAUUGGCCCCAAAGCUGAGGAGCACCGGGGGCUGCUCUCCAUUCGGUACCCCAUGGAGCAUGGCAUUGUCAAGGACUGGAAUGACAUGGAGCGCAUCUGGCAAUACGUCUAUUCUAAGGACCAGCUGCAGACUUUCUCAGAGGAGCAUCCUGUGCUCCUGACGGAGGCACCUUUAAACCCACGGAAAAACAGGGAACGAGCUGCCGAAGUUUUCUUUGAGACCUUCAAUGUGCCAGCCCUUUUCAUCUCCAUGCAAGCUGUGCUCAGCCUUUAUGCCACAGGCAGGACCACAGGUGUGGUGCUGGAUUCUGGGGAUGGCGUCACCCAUGCUGUGCCCAUUUAUGAGGGCUUCGCCAUGCCCCACUCAAUCAUGCGUAUUGACAUCGCUGGCCGAGACGUCUCUCGCUUCCUUCGUCUCUACCUGCGUAAGGAGGGCUAUGAUUUCCACUCAUCCUCCGAGUUUGAGAUUGUCAAGGCCAUAAAAGAAAGAGCCUGCUACCUAUCCAUAAAUCCCCAGAAGGAUGAGACACUAGAGACGGAGAAGGCUCAGUACUACCUGCCCGAUGGCAGCACCAUUGAGAUUGGCCCUUCCCGAUUCCGAGCACCUGAGCUGCUGUUCAGGCCAGACCUGAUUGGCGAGGAGAGUGAGGGCAUCCAUGAGGUGCUGGUGUUUGCCAUCCAGAAGUCUGACAUGGACUUGCGGCGCACACUUUUCUCUAACAUUGUCCUCUCAGGAGGCUCCACCCUGUUCAAAGGUUUUGGUGACAGGCUACUGAGUGAAGUGAAGAAACUGGCUCCAAAAGACGUGAAGAUCAGGAUAUCUGCACCUCAGGAGAGACUGUAUUCCACGUGGAUUGGGGGCUCUAUCCUCGCCUCCCUGGACACCUUUAAGAAGAUGUGGGUCUCCAAGAAGGAAUACGAGGAAGAUGGUGCCCGGUCCAUCCACAGGAAAACCUUCUAAUGUUGGGACAUCAUCUUCACCUCUCUCUGAAGUUAACUCCACUUUAAAACUCGCUUUCUUGAGUCGGAGUGUUUGCGAGGAACUGCCUGUGUGUGUGAGUGUGCGUGUGGGUGUGUGGGUACGAGUAUGUGCGCCUAUGCGAGUGUGGCCCAGGGAUCCUAGGGCCCAGAAAGGACAGUGAACUACCCAUGAUGGUGAUGGCCUGAGGCCUGGGGUUGACCACUAACUGGCCCCUGACAGGGAAGAGUGCUGGCAGAGGGCCCCACUCCUUCGUCAACUGGGUCUUUUGUCUGGCUGUGUGAGACUGUUUACUACCAUGGGGAGACAAGGAGGGAGGUAAACCCAACCCCCAGGAGACCUUGCUGCUGCCCAUUCCAGGCUGGGUGAGCCCCACCCCCACCCCACCCCCAGGGUGCCCUGAGGCCCAAGGCAGCUGCUGCCUCCCUUGCUCAUCAUUCUAUUCUCGAUGUCUCUCGAUCAUGGACCGAGGACUGGGACCGGGGUUGAGUUCUGUCUGGUUUUGAUUGCAGUUUGGGUUUGGGCAGUUGGAAGGGCUGUUACUAAAGUAACUCCAGGGUCAGGAGAGGGCAGGAUGCCCUCAACUUCACCUGGGGACCAGGGACUACACUGGGAAUUAGAGGAGGGCAGGAGUAGUGCUACUUCAGAUUGGCAGCCAAGUUAAUGUUCCAACCCCCAACCCCAUCCAGGGGGCCUUGGAGAAUUUAAGGAGCCUGUUGGCUCCAGGCCCUGUUAACUUUUCAUCCAUCCUUGGGCAAUGCCAUCUUCAAACAGUUUUAUUUAUUGAAGUGUCUGUCCAGUAUGGGGACUGAAGAGAGGGAGCUCAGUGCCUCCUGCCACCAGUCACCCUGUUCACACUAAUGUUUACAGCACCUAAGCUUCGUGUAGCCUCCAGGCCCACCACUGCCUGCUUAGGGUAAACGACAGUAUCCAUAGGUUGAGGCCACUUGGGAUCUGAGGCUACACGUGAAAGUCACUCCCGUUAUUAGCCUUUCUUUCUCCCUCUUCCGCUUGCUCACUGCCCUAGAAUCACCAGGCUGGUUGGAUUUUCUGAAACAGGAGGUAGAAUCAAUCUUUGGCAGAGGCUCUCCCUAAUACUGGAAAAUGAGCUGCAAUUAACCAAGUUGCCUUUUCCCACUCUAGCUGACUCGGAGGCUAGGCUGUAGAAAUGAGAAGGCCCCCUCUGGGCUGAUUUUGUGCCAUUCUUGACUUUGGACUUGUUUGGUUCGGGAGGGAGGAGGCCAGACCCGAGUGCCUGGAGCUGAUGGACUCAGGCUUAUCAGCACCUGCCCUGAGCCGGGCUGGCCGAGCAGUGGUCCAAACGCCGUUCAGCCUGGGUAGUACUAAACCUGGGGCUAGCAGAUGUUCACCGGCACCCUCACCUGACACCAAGACCUGCCCCAAUCCCAAGUUCUAGGCAGUAUUCUUCCCUAUGCCACCCAACAACCAAAGGCCCUGCCAGGUGUGGGCCACAGCAGCAGGUGUGUGUGAAAGCUAUGUGGCAACCCGUGGACUGCAGUGUGCUUAACCAGCUCACCUCCCUUCUCUUAGCCCAAGCCUGUCCCUCGCACAGCCUCGCACAAACCACGUUGCCUGGUGGGGCCCAGUGUACUUAAAUAAAGUCCUUCCAAUAGACACGUCA
Molecule: messenger RNA, 2897 nt
Organism: Rhinolophus ferrumequinum (greater horseshoe bat)
Lineage: Eukaryota; Metazoa; Chordata; Mammalia; Chiroptera; Rhinolophidae
Gene: ACTR1A
Product: actin related protein 1A
Exons: 11
Coding region: 107-1237 (376 amino acids)
Source: RefSeq, a predicted model, not a curated record